Messenger RNA from Arabis nemorensis, 405 nucleotides. NCBI's taxonomy places the organism in Eukaryota, Viridiplantae, Streptophyta, Magnoliopsida, Brassicales, Brassicaceae. The record is from the annotation of a GenBank genome assembly.
AUGAGACUUAUAAUGUGUUAUCCAGUAACAGACGAAGGAUUUGUGGAAGCAGUUGUGAAACUUCCGUUGCUCGAAUACCUCGAGGUUUCACAUUGCUCAUUGUCAGGAGAGUCUCUAGAAGCUGCAGGCAAGUCGUGUCCAAAUCUGAAGACAUUGAAGCUAAACAACGAACCUGACCCCGAGUUUGAUGAUGAUGAGUGUAAUAAUGAAGAUGCUCUAGCAAUUGCAAAAAGCAUGCCCGAACUACGCCACCUCCAGCUUUUUGGGAACUUUCUAACCAACACGGGCUUAAACGCCAUUCUCGAAGGUUGUCCUCACCUGGAACACCUGAUUUACGCAAGUGUUUCAACAUUAACCUUGACGGGGAUCUGGCUAAGCAACGUUUCGAGAGGAUCAAAGAUGUGA